UAUCCUAAUGGAUUUUGUAGCAUUAUAAUUACUAGUUUUUCCUUUAAACAAAGAUGACUUAAGAGUAGAAGACCAAGCAUUCUAUUAUCACCCCAGAACAUAGGUAGUCAUCUAUCUCAACUAGGUAAGACAGCUCAAAUCUAAGACGACAUGACAAAAAAAGAGUUCGGAGUGUCUUACCGUCUGCACCUGAACUAUUUAGUCAAUGGUUUAAAAUGACAUAACAAAACAUGCCUUCAGCAAGAGAGCAAUCAUGAUGAAGAAGUCUCUGACUCAUCCUCCAAGCUCGGGGAAAGAUUUCGACGAGAAUGAUCAAGUUCACGAGCAAAGAAUAGUCCUGCCCUCCAAGUUCAUCACCAAUAUCAAUGAUAGCUUGGAAAGGAAGGAACCCUCCUGGUUUAUCACUUCUCAGAUCCCAACAGACUUCUCCAUUCAAGUUGAAGAAACCACCUUUAAUGCUCAUAAGUAUCCAUUGGUAGCAAAAUGUGGCUACUUCAGUCGAGAAGAUAUUCAACAGCACCCAAACUCAAGUUUCAACUGCAAAGUCAAACUAGAAAAUUUCCCAGGUGGAUCAGAGACCUUUGAAACAAUUCUGAAGUUCUGUUAUGGUUUCCCAAUAGAUUUUAGCUCUAAGAACAUAGCUCCACUAAGAUGUGCCGCAGAGUACCUAGACAUGACUGAGGAACUUGAUGAUGGAAAUCUAGUUACCAAGACUGAAGCAUUCCUCACAUUUGUGGUCCUUUCUUCAUGGAAAGAUACCAUUACUGUAAUAAAAUCUUGUGAAGAUCUAUCUCCAUGGGUUGAGAAUCUCCAAAUUGUUAGAAGAUGCUGUGAUUCAAUUGCUUGGAAGGCAUCAAGAGAAAACACAACGGCAAAUUCAAGUAACAUAGAAGGCUGGUGGUUUGAUGAGAUUGCUAUCCUAAGAAUCGAUCAUUUUAUGAGGAUUAUGACGACAAUCAAGGCAAAAGGUUCAAGCCCUGAGAUCAUAGGCAAGUGUAUCAUGCACUAUUCACGUCGAUGGUUGCCAGGAAUGGAUGAGGAAUUAGAAGGACUAAGAGGAUAUGGGCAUGGAAAGAGUGAUCUGCAGUUCAGUAUUUUGAGCCGGAGUAAAGAAGAAGGGGAAGAGGAAGAGGGUAUUGCACAUGGCAAGAAGCAAAAAAUGAUUAUUGAAAACCUAGUUAGCUUACUUCCACCUCAACAUGAAGCUGUUUCCUGUAAGUUCUUGCUGCAGAUGUUAAAGAUGGCCAAUGUGUACUCUGUAACACCAGCUUUAAUUUCUGAGCUUGAAAAAAGAGUGGGGAUGCUGUUGGAAGACGCCAACGCAAACGAUCUUCUUAUUCCUAGAUACAAAAAUGCAGAUCAGACAUCAGUAAUGAAUUCUUCUCAAGAGCACACUAUGUAUGACACUGAUCUGGUACAACGAGUUGUGGAAUAUUUCUUGAUGCAAGAACAGACACAGUUAAACCUACAUCUACAGAGGACAGAGAAUAUCAAUGUAAGUAAGUUGUUGGACAACUACCUAGCAGAGAUUGCCCGAGACCCAAAUCUCUCAAUAACCAAGUUUCAAGUUCUAGCCGAACUACUUCCAGAAAACGCGCGAGCAUGUCAUGAUGGCCUUUAUAGAGCCAUUGACAUCUACCUCAAGACUCACCCUUUACUACCUGAGCAUGACAGAAGAAGGCUAUGCAAAAUAAUGAACUGCAACAAACUGUCACUUGAUGCAUGCACCCACGCAGCACAAAAUGACCGCUUGCCUCUCAGAACCAUUGUCCAGGUUCUUUUCUCUGAACAAGUAAAAAUGAGGACAACAAUACAAGAAAAAGAUCCAGCACCAAGUGACAAUAUCUCUGAACAAGAUGGAAACCAGCCCACAACAGACAUGGAAAUCAAGACCCUUAAAGUAGAGCUUGAGAAUAUAAAAAGGAAGAUGUCAGAGCUGCAGAGUGACUACUCUGAGCUGCAACAAGAGUAUGAUAAGGUAGGCAACAAGCCAAUACAUGCACCUCGUUGGAGCUUUGGUUGGCGAAAGAUCAAGAAUUCUUUUCAUACAAAAAUUGAAGGCGACGAGAGUGGAGAUGAGCCGGAGGAAGGAAAACAAAGAACUAAUUCAAUGCGCUACAAAAUCAGCUCUAAGCGUAGAUCAUCCAUUGCAUAAAUUAUCUGAACAUCAAAUAUCUUUGCAGUACAAAGGCCAGUCUUCAAGAUAAACGUUCAUAUAUUGUGUUUACUUAUUUGGUUAGUUUGAUCAAACCAAUUUUCAAAUUUUUUUGUUGUUUGAGUAUAAGCUGAUAUGGAAUUCGCCUUGACUGAAUGUAGUAUUUCAAUGGAAGCACAAUGUAUGAUAUCAACAUAUUACAAUUA
Humulus lupulus (European hop) is the source of this 2361-nucleotide messenger RNA. Its product is annotated as BTB/POZ domain-containing protein DOT3. Gene Ontology annotation, molecular function: protein binding. The coding region runs from base 254 to 2155 and encodes 633 amino acids. The transcript has 6 exons. NCBI's taxonomy places the organism in Eukaryota, Viridiplantae, Streptophyta, Magnoliopsida, Rosales, Cannabaceae. The record is from RefSeq and is a predicted model, not a curated record.